This is a messenger RNA of Phytophthora nicotianae INRA-310, 2265 nucleotides long. RefSeq lists its product as hypothetical. The record is from RefSeq and is a predicted model, not a curated record. Lineage: Eukaryota; Oomycota; Peronosporomycetes; Peronosporales; Peronosporaceae. The transcript is spliced from 4 exons. Bases 1 to 2265 code for a protein of 754 amino acids.
AUGGAGGGUACCAGCAAGAAGCCCAUGUGGGGUAGUCCUCUACAGGACGAUGACAACCAGCGCCAGGAGCAUUUCAACCCCGAACCAGAGCCACCAAUGGAGUCAGAGAACGAUCGUCUAGGCGUCCACACGCUGCUGUUGCUGCGUACGCCACCAAUGAUGCCUUCACCCCACGAGAAGGAGGCAGCCAGGCACUUCGAGAUGCACAACAGCGUCAUCUCGCUUCUAAGCUCGAGUCCUGACACCUCCUCCGAUAGUGACACGACCAGCAAUGGUACAGACCGUAGCAACGGCCCCCACUACAUGGCAAGAAACCAGAGCAGCUCCGAUGUGCCAAUGCUGAAUAGGAUGUCCAGUGUGAGUCUCAUAGAGACCCGUGAUGCAAGGGCGGAGGAGAAGGAUAACGGAGAAGGCAGCCUGAAAAUUACCAGCCACCUAACAUCAACCCAUGAUGCCCAACCGUCUUUAUCAAGGACGGAAUACGUCGACGACGAGGGCCGCUACGACCAUGCGACGAAAAUGCCGAUCCCCCUUAACACAAUGACUCAGGAGAAAGUCCACCGCAAACGUCCGGCACCCUCUCCAGUGAGCAGUCAAUUCGGUCUGAACGGAGCUCAACAUUCCCGGAAGCGUCAAAGCCACGCGUCAUUGACUACAAUGAAAAAGUCCUUUGCUGGCCGAGGUUCUGCCUCUGAUGGCUGCUUAUCUACGCCGACUGGAGGAAAAAGCUCAACGCUGGCAAAACUCGCGAGCAAUUUAUUGCAGCAACUGGAGAAUGAAGCUGCAGGCACACUGCUCGUGUACCAACCUACGUGCUUAGACCACCACAACGAUUCACACCAGGAGAGUCGUCAACGUCUGUGCGUGUUGGGUGGCCCAGAAGGCGUCCUCCACAAAGACCGGUUUAAAGAUCUCAAGUGGGCUAACCUGAACGAACUGCGUCCUGCACGACUCAACGAUAUUUUGCGUGUACACACUAUCGAGUACAUUCAGCACCUCGAACGUGCAUGCGGUAAUUUACCAGAGCAGAACAAGAAAUACUUGGUUGGAACGCUGUACGACAAGCAUAAAGGAGACAAGGAGCUCACAUACGCCGAAUGGCUCCAGACUGAGCACGCUUUGAAGUGUUUUGAAGUGGGAGAUCAACCAUCAGCAGGCAGCUUCGAUAUGGACUCACCAAUCUCCAAGAGCAGCUACAUGGCUGCUCGUAUGGCAGCAGGUGCCGUGUGCCAUGCUAUCGAUAAAGUCCUCAACAACGAGACAAAGAAUGCAUUUGUCGUUGUGCGACCACCGGGUCACCAUGCGGGUCCAAAUGGGUGCGUCGAAGGCGAAGGUUUCCACCUCCGUCCUGAGAUGUGCACGUGCGGCUUCUGCUUGAUCAACAACGUCUGCAUCGGCGCGUCGUACGCUAUGAGCAACUACAGCUCUCCAUUCUACACCCCGGCCAUAUCAAGCAUGAACUCAGACUCCUUGUUAAGCUCGACAAAGCGCGCGAACAUUCAGCGUGUGGCCAUUGUAGACUUCGACAUUCACCACGGUAACGGCACCGAAGAAGUCAUCCGCAAUUUGAUCCCCCACAAGCAAAACUACCCGCUCCCGCCGAGCUGGGCACCAGUGCAGUUCUCUUCGUACAAACCAUGGCGUGAUGAGAACGAUCCGGAUAAUGUAUUCUUCUCCUCCAUUCAUCUGUACGACGAUGAUAAUUUCUAUCCGUGCUCUGGAAUGGGGCCUCACGGGUGUUCUCCAGAGCUUGAGAAGAGCAAGAACAUCGUUAACCUCCCGCUAAAGGUGCUGGGGCCCAAGUAUCUAGACGAACGGUUGAAGCUCACAUCCAAGGCAAAACGAUCUCUGAUGGAGCAGUCGUCAAAGACCUUUCGCAACAACGUGACCAAGAAGCUGAUCCCAGCGUUGACCAAGUUCCAGCCUGACCUCAUUAUGCUGUCCGCCGGAUUCGACGGACACGCUGACGACUUUUAUUACUUCCUUAGCGAGGAUGACUACGGCUGGAUCACAGACCAGAUCACUGCUGUUGCCGACGAGUGCUGUGACGGGCGCAUCGUUUCGGUGCUCGAAGGCGGCUACAACGUCGUGCCAUCCAAAUUCCAGCGCCCGCAGCCUAAAUCGCGUAAGAAUGCAACCUCGAAUUUCCAUCAUGCCGCCAAGAUGCACAACCGCCCUGUGGACGAGGAGCUCGAUUCGUAUGGCUCGCUUGCACGAUCCGUGGCCUCACACGUCGCAGCUUUGUUGCGCGCGUCACAGAAUUAG